Drosophila willistoni is the source of this 1857-nucleotide messenger RNA. Its product is annotated as juvenile hormone esterase. Lineage: Eukaryota; Metazoa; Arthropoda; Insecta; Diptera; Drosophilidae. The transcript has 6 exons. The record is from RefSeq and is a predicted model, not a curated record. The coding region runs from base 58 to 1788 and encodes 576 amino acids.
UCCAUACCAUUCGAUCUAUUUAAUAAAAGAAGACCCAAAAUUGGUUUUCUUUUGACCAUGUUUAAAUCACGUUUAACCGUUGUUUACCUCGGUCUUUGCCUGGCGUCGAUCACAGUGUGUGUCCUUGGACAGCUUCCAGAGGAUGAUGAAUUAGUGGCAUGUGCCGCAUAUAGCGGUUGCUUCAAGGGCACUUAUAUGGAAGGCUUUCAAUCGCAACAAUUUCUAGCCUUUAUGGGCAUUCCUUAUGCCAUACCACCCUUGGGAGAUCUGAGAUUUGGUAGCCCACGAAGGGCGGGAAGGAAUCCCGACACAGUUGAUGCCACUAAGCCAAAACCGGAUUGCAUACGCAAAGAGUAUCUCUCAGCACAACCAGUAAUAUCCGGAGAUGAAGAUUGUCUCUAUUUGAAUGUCUACAGACCAAUGCCUUUGUCGGAAGAGCUUUUGCCUGUCAUGGUCUAUAUACAUGGAGGUGGUUUCAUUGGUGGAUCAGCUGGUCCUUCAGUCAGUGGGCCAGAGUAUUUUAUGGACUCACAAGCUGUAGUCUUGGUCACAGUGUCCUAUAGAGUGGGAGUUUUAGGUUACCUUUCCACUGGUGAUGAGAACAUGCCUGGUAAUUAUGGCCUCAAAGAUCAGCUUUUGGCAUUGAAGUGGGUCAGAGAUAAUAUUCACGGUUUUGGAGGCGAUUACGACGAAGUGACCUUAUUUGGUCACGGUAUAGACGGUGUUGCCACCCAUUUGCAUUUAUUAAAUCGAAAUUCUGCGGGUCUUUUCCGCAAAGUGAUUAGUAUGAGUGGCACGGCGAAUGUUCCAAUUGCCAUUAACCGAAAACCACUGGAACAAGCCCGAAAAGUUGCAGAACUUUGUGGAAUCGAUAAUGCCGACACUAUAAAUACAGUUGAGCUUACAGACGCCCUAAAAACAGUUGAUUUAGAAACUUUAAUUAAUGCAGAAGAUGGCUUUAAAUAUUUUGGGGCAGAUCCUUUGUACGUUUUUCGUCCGGUUAUAGAAGAAAACGUGCAGGGCGCCUUUUUAAUCGAAGAACCUGUAGACGCUAUAGAAUACGGACACUAUCAAAAAGUGCCAUGGCUCUUGGGAACCGUAGAAACAGAGGGCGCUCUGCGUACAAUCAACAUCAACGAGAAUCCCUACUUGCGUGAUCAACUUAAUUCGAAUUUCUCUAAUAUAUUGAAGCAGUUAGUCGAAUUUCCAAGUCAGUUUAAUGAACAACAAAAAAAUGAUAGAACAGAACUUCUUAUAAAACAAUAUUUGAAUGAAAUUCAUGCAUUGGGACCCCAAACAAUAUAUGGAUUUUUAAAUAUAAUGACUGACAGACAUUUCAAGCAUCCCCUCUACACAGCCGUUAGAGAUUAUGUUCGAUCUGGAGAAAAUCGUGUCCUUAUGUAUAACUUCAAUUAUAAAGGCCCUGUUAGUUACGCCUCAGUUUACGCCAAGGCAAAUCCCUCUAGAGAUUAUGGAGUUGUUCAUGGCGAUGAUUUGAUUUAUUUAUUCCGUAGUCCCCGUUUCUUCCCCGAUUUUAGCAAAGAUUCUAAAGAAGCCAAGUUGAUUACACAGUUUGUUGCAUAUUUCGUUGAGUUUGCCAGAAACGGAGCAAUCCACAAUCAGCCUGCUUUGAGUCCUUGCUCAGCUAACAUCUUCGGCAAUCCACCCGAUGGCUUCUGUGAAUAUCAUUCCUUCGAAAAUGAUGAUGGUGAAAAUGGUUUUAAAGUUGUUGUUAAAGACCAAUUUCACACUAAUAGAGUUCAAUACUGGUUAUAUUUAUUGGAGUAAAGAUGAAACUUAUGCUUAGAUAGUAAUAUAGUUCUAUAAUAAAUAGUAAAAUAAAUUAUAAAAAAUUAA